AUGACUAGUGAAAAAAAAGUAGUAGAGUACUACCAUUUACCUCUGGUGCUUGGCGGUUACCUGGCCUCGCGUUAUGGUGGAAAACGGGUAAUCUUAGCCACCAUUCUUGGCGCUUCAUUGCUUACAUUGGCUAGUCCAGUGGCUGCUCGUACUCAUGCCUAUAUUCUCGCUGGUCUCCGCGUUGGUAUUGGAUUCCUUCAGGGUGCCACGUUCCCAGCCAUGCAUACCAUGUGGUCUGUAUGGGGGCCGCCUCUUGAGCUGUCUGUGCUAACUGGUGUCAGUUAUGCUGGUGCUCAGAUAGGCAACGUUUUUGUGCUACCUCUCUCAGGUUUUCUCUGUCAGUAUGGAUUCGACGGUGGUUGGCCCAGUAUUUUCUACACUCUUGGAGUUAUGGGCGUGAUUUGGUGCGCUGUUUGGGCAUACUUAAUAACUGACAAACCCAGUGAUCAUCCGCUGAUUUCGGAAGCCGAAAAAGAAUACAUUACAAAAGCGGUUGAGGCGUCUGUUGGAAAGCGUACUGGAAAGCACCCUGCGACCCCAUGGCGCAGUAUUCUGACAUCUCGAGCUGUUUGGGCAUGCUGGUUUGGUCACUUUGCAGGUGACUGGGGUGCAUACACAAUGCUGGUAUCGCUUCCCUCUUUUCUGAAAGAUGUUCUCGGUUUGGAUUUAUCAUCGCUUGGCAUUGUAUCCGCAGUUCCUUACAUUGCUUAUUUCGUUGUUAUCAAUAUUGGUGGAUUCCUUGCCGACUUUAUUCGCAGCAGAAACAUCCUCGGCACUCUUAACACACGACGAGCAGCUAUGUUAAUUGCCUUGCUUGGUCAAGCGAUGUUCCUCGUCCUCUCUGGCUACUGCGGAUGUGGUCAGGAGGCACUGGUUAUAAUCUACUUGACAGCUGGAAUGGCUAUUUCUGGUCUGCAAUACUCGGGCUUUGUUGUCAACUACUUGGACAUUGCACCUUCCUUCUCUGGUACAAUAAUGGGAAUGGGUAACACGAUAUCUUGUCUUGCUGGCAUUGUUUCACCGAUGGUCACGUCAGCGCUGACUCCAAAUGGAACUCAAGAAGAAUGGCAAGGCGUCCUGUGGCUCACAGCCGGUAUACUUGCGACUGGAUCGAUUGUGUUCAGUCUUUUCGCCAGCGGAGAAGUCUUAGAAUGGGCCAAACACAAAGGAGGAGAUGCUCCAGAAGAGCUCCCACUCAAAGAGGCGGAAGCGACACUUGAAAAGGACACUCAUUGA
This is a messenger RNA of Cooperia oncophora, 1236 nucleotides long. NCBI's taxonomy places the organism in Eukaryota, Metazoa, Nematoda, Chromadorea, Rhabditida, Trichostrongylidae. The record is from the annotation of a GenBank genome assembly.